AUCUUGUGUGGACAUUCUCCAGGGUGAUGAAGAAGACGAUGUAGUUAUUCGGCCUGAAGAAUAAACAACGUUGUUCGGUUUUAAAACGUACAUUUGUGUGAACCGUGACAUUAAAUACCAUGGCCGGUAUGAGGAGAGUUAACGGGAAGUUCUCUGGAAUCAACCCCGCUGUCAGUUGCUGUCGCCUGCGACUGGUUCAGUCUCUGCUCAGUGGGGGUGGCAAUGCCACUCCUGAUGGCAUCCUGUGCUCUCUUGGAAUUGACAGCCGAUAUAAUGAGGGGUGCACCGAGCUGGCGAAAUACCUGUUCUAUGAACUUUAUGGAAGAAAUCAGCUGAAUCUCGAACAUGUCCUGGAGGAAUUUCCUGAUGAAAUGCUGGAUGAUGUUAUCCUGCUGAUCAAGGCGGAUUGUGUUCAUCUGUACUGCAACCCAAUGAACUACAGUUACCUGUUGCCCUACGUGUCCCACUGGAGGAACCUGCAUCUCUACUGCAUGACCGAGGCAGAGUAUGAAGAUGAGGAGGCAGCAGAGGAAUUCAAAAUCUCCAGUUUUGUCACAAUGGUGCAGGACUGCUACCGUAUCGGAGUACCUUACAGCUCACAAGGACCCAUCCAGAGGUUUGAUAUGUUUACGGUGGAAAAGUGGCCCCUGAUUCAAGCAUUUGCCCUGGAAGGCAUCGGUGGAGGGAGCUUUUUUACCAUGAAAUACAAGCUAAUGGACAUGAGUGAGAAGCUGUGGCAGGUUUACAACAGACUCGACCCAGUGUCCCUGGAUAAUCUACUCACAGAGGACUUGAUUAACUUUGAGAAGCAGUGGAGUGGCUUUUUCUCCAGCAUGGAUCUUGAGAGCCAUCUGUCCAUCUUAGAGCUAUCUGAAGCACAGGCAGGAGAGGCAUUCCGUACUUAUUACUCUCAUGGACUGAUCUCAAGCAACAUCACAGAUAAAAGUACAAGUCAGCAGCCCUUUGUGUUGUUUGGGAAGCAUUCAUCCUUAGAGGAUUUGGAGAGUUAUUCGUUCAACUUUCCCUCAGAGAGUCAUCAGGUCCGCAACACAGGACCUCUGGGUUCUGCAGCCAGACAAAUGAUCCUGCAGUGUGUGGCUCCCAAAGGACCUCUAGCCUGCUCUCGGACCUAUUUCUUUGGGACCACCCACACUCCAUACCUUGGAAAUCAAAACACAGAGCAAAAGAAAACAGAAGUCUUAGUUUUGUCACAGAUUUAUUCAGCGGCUGUUCAAGCAGUCCUGUCAGGAAUCAAAUGUUACUCCUGUACCUCCAGUGCUACCAAGGCUAAGGAUGUAGCAGAGAACACCUUUCUAUUGGCUUUGGACUCAAUGCAUUUGAGCCAGUACCGCAGUUCUCUCAGGUCCAAAUGUGAAUUCGGCAUUCAAGCAGUGAAUAUGCAAGGAAGGAUCAUUCCUCUGACUGAUGAAGACAGCCGUUACGCAGUAAAAACAGCCUCCAUGACUGUCCAUGACAUCCCGAACCUGCAGUGGGGCGGGGGCAACCUGGGCUCUGUGGUCUUCUCUGAGUCCUUCUUGGAGUCCAGCAUCAACAUUCAACAGAAAGAUGGCACUGUGUCCUCAGACAGCUGCUACACCAUCAUGACUACAACUGUGCCUCGAUACGCCUGCUGGCUGAUGGAAUCUGAUGUCAAGCAAUCUGAGCAAGCCCAACAUCUUGCUAAGAAAGAGGAAGGCACUUGUUUGGGAACCGCUCUGACUGUAGCAGACGCUGCGUAUGUGUUCUCCAGCAGCCAGCUCUCCACACCCGAAGAAGGAAAAAUCAUUUUCUUCUCCGAGGGACUCCUGUUUAUCCAUUCUCAAUAUGGAAGCAUUACCCUGUCCAAGGAUCACAUCAGCACCAUCAAGUUCUAUGAUCCGGACUCCGGUGCUGUGGCAUCUCUGCUUGUGGAGUAUAAGAGCAGCCUGCUCCCCCACCUUCCGUUCCCUCUCCACAGCGCUGACCAUUGUCUGGUCUUUGCUCUUCAGCCCAGGUCUAAGAGCCACAGGGCCUUCUAUUCCAAGGUUUUGUCAGUGUGGCAGAACUCUGAAUCUGGACUCACUCUGCAAUUGGUGGACCAAAAGCACCUGACCUGGAACCAGAAAAACAUGCACACCAGACUGCAGAAGCUGCAUGACAGUCAGGAGCCACCAGUGGCCAAACGCAGAGGCAGCCUGAAGACUUCGUACUCCCAGCUGCCAGAGCAGGACAUGUUUCUUCAGCACUUUGCCUUGAGUAGCAUCGGUCAGGAGCCCAUUCUGUAUGACCACCUGGGGGUGCUCUUCCCCUCUGCAGAGCUGAGGAAUCCAGUCAACAGUCAGGGAGACAAGGUUGUCGUUACCAUCAUCACUGGAUUACCAGGAAGCCAUAAGAAGAGACUCUGCAACUUCCUGGUCCAGUUGAACAAGGAACAUGGAAGGUGGGUGGUGUACAAGCCUGACAGCUUCUCAGCCUCUCACCUGCAGCAGUAUUUGUCCAGCUUCCUGGAGAGCCAGAGAGGCCCUGGAGGCAAACCCCGUCUGUUGGUGCUCUCACCUGGAUACACAGAUGUUCUGGAUGUGGUCCAGGCUGUGCUGUUCCACCCUGACCCAGUUGUCCAAGCGUGUUUCACCAUCGGCGCUGUCGCUGCCUGUGUGGACCCCCUCGCCUCCUGCGUGGAGCACAGGUUUGCAUUUCCUAAGCUGUUGGAGCAGUGCAGCCAAGGUAUUGUGAGUACAGUGGUGUUCACCGGGCUGACAGCAGAGCAGAAGCACCCUCUCAUGCAGCAUGUUCAGCAGUUGGUACGCUCUGCCAACCCCACCGCAGCCUUCAUACUGGCAGAGAGAGGAGCUGUCACCAGGAAUGAAGAUGUGAAUCUGAUAUUUUCUGAAAGCAGCUUCUAUGAGCCACAGAUGCUGAGAGCACGUUAUGUCCUCUACCCCGGAUGGUGCAAAGGGCGCUUCUUCUCCGGUUCUGGGUCUCUGGUCCUCACCCAGCAGCGCGUGGCUUUCAGCCGGCCCCUAGAGAGGCCUCUAUUUGUCACCCGCUGUAAAGCAUUCAAGUCAUCACUAAGGCCAAGCCCCUUCCGAGGAAAUGUGUACAAUGUUUGGGGAAAAGUCAGAUUUUCUGACUCAGACCGACUGAUGGAGGUGAGCUACAACACAGCGAGCGGCAGCCUGAGCAUUGUCCCGGACCAGAGCACUGACCCUCUGACCCCGGGCCCCAAAGAGACCAGCACGCCCUGCUUCCUGGUCUUUGAUGGUGUUGGCCUCACAGAGGAUGGCCUGAAGGACUGGCUCAGACUGUGUGCCAAGCAGAGGCAGACAAAGAAGCUCAAGAUGACAAAAAAUUCGCUUUCACCACAACAAAUCAAGAGCAUACAUAUGACCAGGCACCUGGACCCCCUACCACAAGGCUUCUUCUACAACGGCUAUCAAUAUGUUGACAUCUUUGGAGAAAAAAUUAACUUCCAUCCCUACAUGGAGGAGUUUAUCAAAGACUACCUCUCCGAGGCCAACAAAGAGGUUGAGCUAUUCAACCGUCAGCUGGAGCUGCAGGGGCAGCCCGACCUGUUUGAUCCGUGAUAGAAUCUGUCUGUAUGUCCGCUGCCUCCAUCUGUCUUAUUUAACUCUAAGGGAACCACAGUGGGGAGGGACAGGGAGGGCACAGGGCUUAUGUACCGAACACUCCACUAGAAUGGUCAAUGUGUGCUCGCACCACAUGCAUCUGCGGACGCUGCUGCUAGAAGUCCGUCCAUUAUCUACGUACUAUGUCACUUUGUUUCCUAAUUUGGUGGCAUGAACCGGUUGAGUGCAGACGAGCUUUUAAACAAUGACAUCACCCAUCAAAACCAGUUAUGGCAUGGCUGUUUGCCUUACUCCCCACUGCAACACCACCAACUGUACACUUAGCACUGUGGCGUGUCAGUCAGGCAUCAUAUUAAUCAAAUGAAAGUGAGAAAUUGAUGUGGUCCCUUGUGUUAAUUCAAAUUAAGACAUGUUUGUCAAGAGAGGAGAGUUGCUCACAGACGAAUCUGAAACAUAACGCAACACAAGACUCCAUCUUUAAACCGAUGCGAUUACGCCACUAAGCCUGCGAGCUAUGAGACUUUCACAAUCGAAGGGAAUUUCCGACCGCGCACUCCUACCGCUUGUGCGUUUCUGUUUAUCACAGUUGGCAAAUUAAUGCCUCUAUUUCUGGACAGGCAUGGAUAGCCGUGUGAUUCUGGUGGGCUCCCUGGUGGGGUUUCUCAAGAAUCGCUCCUCCUCUGUUGUCACCCAAUCCGUGGCCCACCUGUUAUCUUGUCUGCGUGCCACGCUGCAGCAGAGGGAGCGUUUGGCCAUUGAGCUGUAAACAUUGGACAGGCUGCUGGCUGCAGACAACUGAUGAAUGAUGCCAUUAAUCACAUAGCUAAACGCCAUCCCAGUGCUUUAUUUUAAGACUCCUAAAGUGAAUCUAAUGAAAGUGCAAUAAAGCAGACUUCAGUCCUUGCAGGAAAGUGUUGUAUUUAUAAAACAGGCCGAGGCCGUCAAGAAACACAUUGACACCCAACAGAAAUUUCUCAUUCUGUUUUUUUUAUAAUGCUGCUAGUUAACAGUGAGAAACCAGGUCGACAUAAAGUUAAGCUAAGCCUCACUGCAGCCAGGUGUGGAUCACGCAUUUCAUCAUUUUAGUCAAAAUGUUCAUUUGUUAAAACAUUCCCACGUUUUGUUUUGGGUAGGACAAGGGGAAAAUAAUCUGGGAAAACCUAGGUUUGGUUAGGUUUGGGUAAACAUGAGUAGAGCCUUUAGUGAAAGGUGUAAGGCUUUGUAUCAGCGGUGUGAUGUCGCAGAGAAUCAGACUUCUCGCCCUGUUUAAAUGAGUAGUUACGCUACUGUUUGCUCUGCGUUCGUGUGUCACACUAAUGUUCUAUGCAUGUCUUCCUCUUAUCAGGGUUCCUACACUAGCUAGUCAGUAACUUCUGUGGAAAACCUGCGUUGUUGUCAUUUGUGCAGCAGCAUAUUUGGGUCCUAUGAGACCCACUUAAAUUAUUAAUUGUGAUAUCUAACCAAACAAGCAUUUCAAAGUGGAAUUUAGAAGUUGAAAAUGUGUAGGAACCCUGCUACAAUCUGUGGAGAUUUGAUGGCUUUCACUCACUAUGGGGUCAGCAGUGUAACAUGCAGACUAAUUAACAAUCUUUGGGUCAAGUGGCGCCAAGUUUGUCUUGUUGUGAAUUGAUACGGAACAUUUAAGUGCACAUAGAAGUGUGCACAUACUGCUGCUACUACAAUGUUACUAUAUAUUGCAUUUGUACCAAAAGAAAUGGCCUGUAUUCACUAAUGAGUAGAUUCUUCUGAGAUGUCAGAUAAGAGAGGAAGGGUGUUUUUGCUAAGAGAAUAUAAUCUAAUUCCUUAGCAGAGGGGGGGAAAUGCUCGCUAUUAGGUUCUUAUCCGAGGUAUUUUUAGAUCAGUGGUGACCUUAGUGUAUUUUGGGUCAUGUUUUUACAUGUCUGUCUGUCAGCGCUGUCAACAGCCAGUAAAAAGAAUCAGUAAUUUAGUUUCCAGCUGGCAGACAAAAGAAAAAGUGAUAACAUCAUUAGUGAGUUAUUUCCCCCCCAGAUGACCCGUGAGAAUCUGUGCAGAUUCAAAUAAUCCUGAAUCUGAACUCAGCCCGACACUGCUGGCCCCAUCCGUCCUCUCAGUACUUUGAUCUGAACGAGCCAUACCACCUUAUGCUAGAUGUGCCACUGUCUUUUUAGAAGAAGAAUAGAAUAGCACAUAGCAAUGAAGUAUGCCUCUAACAUGUAUUUACCCUGGCAUGUUCCAGCCAGCAAAAGAGGGGUUUCACAUGGAGAGGAGGAGCUCACCCCAAGUUACUCCAUUCCAUUAACUCCUCUCUUACACUCCUUCUCUCUUACUCUAUAAAAGAAGUGCAAUUGUACCUUGUGUUUUUUAUAUAUUGUACUUACAGUACCCUCAAAUAGCUCUUUAAGGACAAAGCCGAGGAAACAAAUGAGCUGCUAAAUUCCCAGUCUCUCACAGCUUGUGUUCUGUGGUCUGCUGCUUUGAGUGCUUGUAGCUCACAUAACACCGUAAAGGGUCUUAACAACAAGCGAAGGGUUUUGUUGCAAAAUGAGAUGAAAAAAAAAGCUUUACCUCUGCUUACAAAUAACAACGUAAAGCAAACAGAUUACUGUGCUUUUUAAGAAAAAAAGUGGAGCACAAUAAUAUGGAACAUAAAUCCUUUGCUGACAAAUAAGUGUUGUUUAAGCUGGAUCCUCUUGUUUAACGUUUCAGGGAUGCACUCUCAAAGCAGUCGGUUUUAGGAAGAGUUGCUGUCAUUCUGUAGUUACGUAAUACUGCAGAGAGUUACCUUGAUUGACAGUGAAAUAGUUGUGAGAAGCUGAUGUAUGGGAGACUGAAGGUUCCACAACUUUGAAACCUGCUCCACAUGUCAAAGAGCAGACAGAAAGUGAAACGAAUUGGCCAAGAGAUCAAAAAAAGGUAGUCCUUGAAGAGCUGAGGGUUAUGUAAGAUGUUUGUGAUAUUUAAAUCAAAUUUACCACUAACGCAUAUACACGACUACGAGUACGUCUACACUAUUUUGCAUGUGUUGAGAUGUCAUGUGAGUAUGAUGCCGCAUAUAUUCUAGACAGAAUUGCCUUUCACCAAACUGGUACAACAAAGAGAAAAUAAUCACAUUUAUUUUACUGCUAAGAAUUUGAAUUACCUCGAAAACGACAAAUAGUAUUUUUGUAAGACUGUGAAUUGAGCAUUCUCGAUGCAAGCAAAAUGUCUCCUCGCACAAGCUACAAAAAAAGCAAAAGCAGAUGCAAUUUUUUUUUUGUAGAAACAAAAAAAAAAAGUGAAAGAGAAUCUGAUCGGUUGU
This is a messenger RNA of Sebastes umbrosus (honeycomb rockfish), 6846 nucleotides long. RefSeq names its product chromosome 16 C20orf194 homolog (gene dnaaf9). The transcript is spliced from 37 exons. The record is from RefSeq and is a predicted model, not a curated record. The coding region runs from base 120 to 3563 and encodes 1147 amino acids. NCBI's taxonomy places the organism in Eukaryota, Metazoa, Chordata, Actinopteri, Perciformes, Sebastidae.